Molecule: messenger RNA, 414 nt
Organism: Penicillium verhagenii
Lineage: Eukaryota; Fungi; Ascomycota; Eurotiomycetes; Eurotiales; Aspergillaceae
Exons: 2
Coding region: 1-414 (137 amino acids)
Source: RefSeq, a predicted model, not a curated record
AUGAAGUUCUCCAUCGUCGCCAUUGCUGCUCUAGCCACCGCUGUCUCUGCCCAAUGGGCGCCCCAGCAAGACUCUCAGUACCAGCAGCCUCAAAACCAGCAGCCUCAGUACGGACAGCAGCCCCAGUACGGGCAGCAGCCUCAGUACGGGCAAUACCAGCAACCCCCUCAGUACCAGCCUUCUGCUCAGCAAAAUAAGUACUCUCCUGCUGAGGCCGCCGCCUGGCACGGGUGUAUUGACGGCCUGCUCGACCAAUUCAACAAUGGUCACACCGGCACAAAUGUGGCCUGCUCGCUCUGGACCUGCCUGGAAAACAACGCCGGAAAGUACAACCGUGGCGGUGCUCUGGCUUCUGUCGGCAGCGCUGUUAACCUGGUCUGCAAAGGUUCAGGUCUCAUCCCUAACUUCUUUUGA